AUGCAAGAUUCUAUAACAGCCAAAACAUUGUUCCCAUUCCGCAGAAACUUUUAUCAUUCUAUCACCAAUUUGUUGCAAAUUAAUCCAUCUUUGCCUUCACUGCUCAUCGAAAUUCCAAAUACCAUGUGGGGAUUUCGCUCAUCAACAUUAGUGGGCAUUUUUCUCCUCCUCUCAGUUGCCAUGAACCUUUCAGUAAGCCAUGUUUCAGCUUCUAAACAAUUUCAAAAUGAGACCGAUCGUCUUGCUCUGCUUGAAUUCAAGAAUCAGAUAUACGAUGAUCCGUCUGGAGUGCUAAAGUCCUGGAACCACUCACAGCACCAUUGUCACUGGGAAGGAGUCACAUGCAGUGCCCGACAUCAAAGGGUCAUGGCCUUGACUCUAAGGCAUAAGCAGUUGUCUGGAACUAUAUCUCCUCAGGUCGGAAAUCUAAGCUUCAUGAGGUUCAUCCAACUUGGGGAGAAUCAAUUCCAUGGUGGGAUUCCCCAAGAAUUUGGUCGCCUUCUCAGGCUAAGAGUCUUGAACCUGACAAGUAACGCAAUCAGUGGAAAAAUCCCAGCAAACCUGAGCUACUGCUCAGAGUUGGUAACUAUUAGCCUACAUGACAACAAGCUAGAAGGGAAAAUUCCGAUUGAUCAGCUGAGCAAUUUGAAGAAGCUUGAAAAUUUUUUUCUUUACACAAACAAUUUGACAGGAGAGAUUCCCUCCUCCAUUGGUAACUUAUCAUGGCUGACUCAACUCGAUUUUGGCUAUAACAAUCUGGAGGGAAAUUUGCCCAUGGAAAUGGGGCUCUUAAAAGGGUUAUCUUUUUUUGCAGCAGCAGAAAAUAAACUCUCUGGUAUAAUCCCUGCCUCUAUCUUUAAUAGUUCAGCCAUUACUGCCAUUUCAGUGGCGGACAAUUCCUUUCAUGGCAAUCUCCCAACCAACAUAGGUCUCACCCUACCAAAUCUGGAAGAAUUACUUCUUGGGGGAAACAAGUUCUAUGGAAACUUUCCAACUUCAAUCACCAAUGCUUCUGGGCUUGAGGAACUUGAUCUUUCCAGCAAUAAGAGACUUGGAUUUUAUUGCAUCACUGACCAACUGCAGUAA
This is a messenger RNA of Coffea arabica (coffee), 1086 nucleotides long. The record is from RefSeq and is a predicted model, not a curated record. Lineage: Eukaryota; Viridiplantae; Streptophyta; Magnoliopsida; Gentianales; Rubiaceae.